Molecule: messenger RNA, 582 nt
Organism: Mangifera indica (mango)
Lineage: Eukaryota; Viridiplantae; Streptophyta; Magnoliopsida; Sapindales; Anacardiaceae
Product: BON1-associated protein 2-like
Exons: 1
Coding region: 1-582 (193 amino acids)
Biological process (GO): defense response
Source: RefSeq, a predicted model, not a curated record
AUGAGCAACUCUCGUUCGCGUACGUUGGAAAUCAGAGUCCUGUCAGCGGAAGACCUACGAAUCGGCGGCAGAUUUGUGAAAAAGAACGCUUUUGCGGUCGUGAAGGUUGAUUCUUAUAACUAUCAGGGAACAAAAGCCGAUCCUGUUGGAGGAAGCUAUCCUACCUGGGACGAAAUUCUUGAGAUCAAUUUCCCUGUGGCUGCAACUUCCUUAACCCUGGAAGUACAAUGCAAGACUUCUUCAGGUGACCGGCUAAUAGGGACUGCAAAUUUACCAGUUUCUGAUAUCAUUGGAGGGUAUACUCCGGAGAAUUAUUUGCGAUUCUUGAGUUAUAUUCUGAAAGAUACAAGAGGGAAGAGGAAUGGGAUUAUUAAUGUUUCUGUGAGAGUUAAAUCGCCAAAACAGGUGCGUUCUUCGCUAGGAAAACCCAAUGUGCCUGAUUAUGCAGCGUGUUCAUCCAGUGCAGGGUUGAAUGUGCCAGGAUGCAAGGGCUCUGAGCAAAAUAUUGAAGUUUCGAUUGGUGAGAGGAAAUUUGGGGGCGUUGUGACUGGGGUUCCUCUUUGGCCACCUAAUCGUGGCUAA